Molecule: messenger RNA, 3885 nt
Organism: Falco peregrinus (peregrine falcon)
Lineage: Eukaryota; Metazoa; Chordata; Aves; Falconiformes; Falconidae
Gene: TRIM37
Product: tripartite motif containing 37
Exons: 26
Coding region: 187-3201 (1004 amino acids)
Biological process (GO): negative regulation of centriole replication; protein autoubiquitination
Cellular component (GO): peroxisome; aggresome
Molecular function (GO): zinc ion binding; ubiquitin protein ligase activity; ubiquitin protein ligase binding
Source: RefSeq, a predicted model, not a curated record
GGCUGGCGGAGGGCGGGGCCGCGGCGCUCCCCGCGAACAUGGCCGGGCGGCUGCGGGGGGCGCGGCCGCUGCCCGGCGGCCCCUAAACCCCCUUCCCCGCGCCUCCACUUCUCCCCCCCACCCCCGGGCCGUGUGGUAGGGAGAGGGGGCCGGGGAGAGCCUCCCCCGCCGCCGUGAGCCGCGGCCAUGGACGAGCAGAGCGUGGAGAGCAUUGCUGAAGUAUUCCGAUGUUUUAUUUGUAUGGAGAAAUUGCGUGAUGCACGUCUGUGUCCUCAUUGCUCCAAGCUGUGCUGUUUCAGUUGUAUUCGGCGUUGGCUGACUGAACAAAGAGCUCAGUGCCCUCAUUGUAGAGCCCCACUGCAGCUACGAGAGCUCGUAAACUGUCGUUGGGCAGAAGAGGUCACGCAGCAGCUUGAUACACUUCAACUGUGCAAUCUCACAAAGCAUGAAGAAAAUGAAAAAGACAAGUGUGAAAAUCAUCAUGAAAAGCUUAGUGUUUUCUGCUGGACCUGUAAGAAGUGUAUCUGCCACCAGUGCGCGCUUUGGGGAGGGAUGCAUGGAGGACAUACUUUUAAGCCACUGGCAGAAAUCUAUGAGCAACAUGUCACAAAAGUAAACGAAGAAGUGGCAAAGCUGAGGCGAAGACUCAUGGAAUUGAUCAGUUUGGUGCAAGAAGUGGAGAGGAAUGUGGAGGCAGUGCGUAGUGCGAAGGAUGAGCGAGUUCGGGAAAUCAGGAAUGCAGUGGAGAUGAUGAUUGCCCGGUUAGACACUCAGCUGAAGAAUAAGCUUAUAACGUUAAUGGGUCAAAAGACAUCACUUACUCAAGAAACUGAGCUUCUGGAAUCCUUGCUUCAAGAAGUAGAACAUCAGUUAAGAUCAUGCAGUAAGAGUGAGUUGAUAUCCAAAAGUUCAGAGAUCCUGAUGAUGUUCCAGCAGGUUCAUCGGAAGCCUAUGGCCUCGUUUGUCACUACUCCUGUCCCCCCAGACUUCACAAGUGAAUUGGUUCCAGCCUAUGACUCAACUACGUUUGUCUUGGAAAACUUCAGUACAUUGCGUCAGCGAGCAGAUCCUGUUUACAGUCCACCUCUUCAAGUGUCAGGACUUUGCUGGAGAUUAAAAGUUUAUCCAGAUGGAAAUGGAGUGGUACGGGGCUACUACCUGUCUGUGUUCUUGGAGCUGUCCGCUGGGUUGCCAGAGACAUCCAAGUAUGAGUACCGUGUAGAAAUGGUUCACCAGUCCACCAACGAUCCCACGAAAAACAUAAUUCGAGAGUUUGCCUCCGAUUUUGAAGUUGGAGAAUGCUGGGGUUACAACAGAUUCUUUCGUUUAGACUUGCUAGCCAACGAGGGCUACUUAAACAGGCAGAAUGACACUGUGAUCCUCAGGUUCCAGGUGCGCUCGCCAACCUUCUUCCAAAAGUGCCGAGACCAGCACUGGUACAUUGCUCAAUUGGAAGCAGCUCAGACAAGUUACAUCCAACAAAUAAAUAACCUGAAAGAAAGGCUUGCGAUUGAACUUUCACGGACUCAGAAAUCACGAGGCAUUUCACCUCCAGACACUCAUCUUAGUCCCCAGAAUGACGAUGGUCCAGAAACAAGAUCAAAGAAAUCUGGACAAAGCACUGAAGUACUACUUGAGAGUGUUGCUACUCCAGGAUUAGUGCGAGAUAGCAAGGAAGAGGAGGAAGAGAAGAUCCAGCAUGAAGACUUCAAUCAUGAGCUCUCUGAUGGUGACUUGGAUAUAGAUCUUGCUGGAGAAGAUGAGGUGAACCACCUUGAUGGUAGCAGCUCUUCAGCUAGUUCGACAGCAACUAGUAACACUGAAGAAAAUGAUAUUGAUGAAGAAACUAUGUCUGGAGAAAAUGAUGUGGAAUAUAGCAGUAAUAUGGAGCUGGAGGAAGGAGAUCUGAUGGAGGAUGCAGCAGCUGCUGCUACUCCUGGAGCAUCAGGCACUAGCCAUGGCUACACCAGUGCAAGUGGAAGACCUUCAAGGCGAGGAGGAAGUGCCCUAGGCUCAACAUCUAGUAGCAGUUUGCUAGAUAUAGAUCCUUUAAUUUUAAUCCACUUGUUGGAUCUAAAAGACAGAAAUGGUAUGGAAAACCUUUGGGGCCUGCAGCCACGUCCACCUGCCUCCCUUCUGCAGAACAGAGCAUCAUCCUAUUCUCUAAAAGAUCGAGAUCAGCGGAGACACCAGGCAAUGUGGCGCGUGCCACCUGACUUGAAGAUGCUGAAAAGACUUAAAACACAGAUGGCUGAAGUCCGAAGCAAAAUGUCUGAUGUCAAAAACCAGCUGUCAGAAGUGAGGAGCAGCAAUGCUGGCUCAUGCGAUGGACAGCCCAGCUUCUUCUCCAUUGAGCAAGGCACUCUGGCUGCCUGUGGAACUGACAGCUGCAGCAAGCUGCAAGAAAUAGGAAUGGAACUACUGACAAAAUCUUCAGUUACCAGUUGUUACAUAAGGAAUUCUUCAAGUAAGAAAAGUAACUCACCCAAACCUCUUCGCUCUGGAGCAGCAGGCAGUCUGUCUUUACGAAGAGCUAUGGACCUUGGGGACAGCGGUCUGCGUUUAAAGGGAGACAGUCAGACUGCUGAAGGUGGCAUAGGGAGCUCAAAGCUGAGCAGUCGGCAUCACUCUGCCAGGCCCCUGGCUAACAGCAGUGCUUCCGAGGCACUGCCGAAGCCAGAGGAAAGACCUUGUGAAACUUCAGAUUCCGAUGCGGGAGUUUCUGGCUUAAAUGGCUUAGCUGCUGUAGAGAAGACCAGAAAAGUCAGUGCUCUAGGAUCAAAUUCAAAAGGAUGUCGUACAGAAGGAGCACAGUCAGGUGGUCUGGAAAACAGCUCUGAAACGGGUGACGUGCAGGGUAUGCUUUCAGAAGGUGCUUCUGCGGGGCCGGAGGAAGUCUUCUGCCUUCAGGGACAAGCCACAUUGAUAACUACCUCCACAUCUGCACUAGAAUCUCUCCAACACUUCAUUCCUGUUGGGUAUUUUGGCAUGAGCAGUGACAGUGACAUUGAAUGUGACACAGAGAAUGAAGAGCAGGAGGAUGCCACCUCUGCCUCGGAGGGGUUUAACCACGCCUUCUCUGCCCAGUCCUCGGGCGAAGGUAGAAUUGAUGCCUCGGAGCGGUGCUCUGCAUUCCCGGAGGGUGAUCAAGGCAGCGCUGACGAUCUCAGCUUUGUGGCUGGAGAAGACGGCACCAGAUAGAGAAUGGGCCUGAAGACCUGCUGGCUUGUGUCCCUGGGAAAAGCUGCGUUUACCCUCUGGAGCUUAGUCUGAGGCUGUUGUUUCUGGCUGUGUGCGCGCUCCAUGCCGUCAGUGACCCUUGUGUGGUUCUACAGUUGUCUUAAACCUGUGAGUGGGGCAAAGUGACCUCUGAAGGCCCUUACACUAAAGGUUGCGUUCCCACUGGCUCUGCCGGCUUCACAUGCUCUGAAGAAACUGCCUGAGAGGUGCUGGAGCCCUGUUUCAGAAUGUGUCCCCUGUUCUGGUGGUGGAAUAACCACAGGUGCGUCAAUGUCCUCAUUUUACUUGGUGUGAGCCGGUUGUGUCAGACUGCCGAAUCCUGUGGAUGUGGCCGGGAGGGUGUUGGGGUAGAACCACUGGCACGGCAGUUGUUUUCCCCAGCCCAUGACGUGGACCAACUACCCCCAUUGCCAAACUCUUUGCCACUGUGCAUUGCAUUUUGAGCUGCUAAACUCCUUGUGAAGCUCUGCUGAGAGCCGAGUACCUGGUUAGUGACAAAGCAUGAGUAGCUGUAACCGCUGGCUGUCCUCGUCUUGGCUGGCCCUACCACCCUUGUUUCUGUGUGACUGUCCCAGUGUAAGUGCUGUACAACUCCUAGUUUAAAACUGUUUGCACUUUGUUAAUAAAAUUAAUGUUGAAAUCUGA